GUUUCAAUUGAGCAGGUUAUUAAUUCCUCUUCUUUCGCACAUAGUUUUCUAAAAUCCACCAUGCCCAUCUUUCCCUUAUCAAACUCUAAAUGCUCUUAUGCAACCUUAAUUACAUUUGCAAUAUUCUCCUCAACUUUCCUCUUCAUAGUAAAUUCAUCCACACCUAAUUCAUGUAACGAUCCUUACAAGCAACUAAACCUCAUCCAUAACCCGAAUGGUUCAGUCACUCGCCCAAACAAGCCUCCAGAGAGCCCUCCCUCACUGAAUCCCACCCUCCCCGUGCUCUCCAAGGACCUCACCAUCAACAAAUCAAAGGGCACAUGGGCAAGGAUCUACCUACCCCGCAAAGCACUGGACCAUAGCUCUAAGCUUCCCUUGGUGGUUUUCUUCCAUGGAGGAGGGUUCAUCUUCCUCAGUGCAGCCUCAACAAUCUUCCAUGUUUUCUGCUUCAACAUGGCUAACGAUGUUGAAGCGGUGGUUGCGUCCGUAGAGUACCGUCUCGCACCAGAACAUAGACUCCCCGCGGCGUAUGAUGAUGCUGUGGAGGCGCUGCACUGGAUCAAAACCAAUCAAAAAGAUGAUUGGCUCAUCAACCAUGUUGAGUAUUCUAAUGUGUUUCUCAUGGGUGGUAGUGCAGGAGGAAACAUAGCCUACAACGCGGGCUUACGUGCAACUGCUGGAGAUAAACAAGUUUCUAACAUCCAAGGGCUGAUAUUGGUUCAACCAUUUUUCAGUGGGACCCUUAGGACCGGUUCAGAAUUGAGGAUGGUGAAUGAUUCUCAUCUGUCACUGUGUUCUAAUGACAUGCUGUGGGAGUUAUCUCUACCCGUUGGAGUCAACCGUGAUAAUGAGUAUUGCAAUCCUGCGGUGGGGAACGGUCCUGUGAGAUUGGAAGAGAUCAAACGGCUUGGAUGGAGGAUAUUAGUGACCGGCUGUUCGGGUGACCCGCUCAUGGAUCGGCAAGUGGGGCUGGUGAGGUUGAUGCAGAAGGAGGGUGUGAGAGUUGUGGGACAUUUCACGGAAGGAGAUUAUCAUGGUGUCCAAGACAGUGAGCCUUUGAAAGCAAAGCAACUCUUUGUGGUAAUCAAGAGGUUUAUUUCAUCUUUGCCUCCCUAGGAUUAUAUGAAGCACUAUCUUUCAUAUAUAGUUGUUAUUUUAUCUUUCCAAUUAACCUUGUAAUUCUUAUUGAGAAGUUGACACUUUUAUACAGUAGAAAAAGAUCAAGUCGUGGUUUAUCGACUACCCAA
Lotus japonicus is the source of this 1247-nucleotide messenger RNA. Its product is annotated as carboxylesterase 1-like. The record is from RefSeq and is a predicted model, not a curated record. Lineage: Eukaryota; Viridiplantae; Streptophyta; Magnoliopsida; Fabales; Fabaceae. The coding region runs from base 61 to 1116 and encodes 351 amino acids. Gene Ontology annotation, molecular function: hydrolase activity. The transcript has a single exon.